AUGCCGUCGCCGGACGCGGCGGCGAGGCACACGGGCGCCGGCGUGGCGCGUCGGCAGGCCCACCACGAGCGGAUGCGCGACGAGCGCGCUCGGGAGGCGGCCGCGGGCAACGCGGAGCUUCCGCCGGAGGACGACGCGGUCGAGAUGGCGAGCGCCGCCCAGCUGCUGGACAGGGUGGCGGAGGCGGGCCCGAACUACACCCUGCUAUGCAGCAAGGAGACGAAGGCGAAGCGGCGGAAGCGCAAGCGCGAGGAUGUCAGGGCGGCGCUCAACGGCCACACUGUCCUGCCCACCGGAUCGCGCCUCGAGAUCUUCUGCGACACCGAGCGGUGGUACCCCGCGACCGUCAUGGGGCGGGAAGAGGACGUGGACGGACGGAUCGUGCACGAGGUCGAGUACGACGGCUACCCGGAUCGGCGGUGGUGGCACAUGCUGGACGACGAGCGGUGGCGAGCCGUCCCAGAGCAGGCCGGCACGGGCGCAGGAGGCGGCGCCGCAGACGUGGAUGGGGAUGCGGCGAUGGACCGCGCGGACGGCGAGGGCGCCCGUGCCGUGCGCGACGCCGAGAACACGUUCGAGGCGGCCGAGGCGCGGCCGGCGCCGCCUCCCGCGCGCCGGGGUGUGCGGCGCAGCGCGCUGGCGGACGUCCUCGAGGCGGAGGAUGACGAGCGGCAGGACGAGGCUGCGCGUGGCGAUGAGCAGCCGAUGCUAGCGCCCCACGGGCCGGCGCUGUCGGUGCAGCUUCGGCGCGUGCGCCUGCAGCUGCGCGAGUUCCUGGCAACGCAGGCCGCGGCAGUGAAGAGCGUGCCGAUGCAGCGGACGGCCCUCGGUCUGCACCCGACGAUGCGGUGGACGAUCCGCUUCGGCAAGUGGCUGGCGACGACGCGAGUCAGAGCAUUGAGGGCGAGCCGGUGGCACGCGACCGAGCGGGGCGACGCGCGGGAGGAGGAGGAGACGGUGCGCACGGGUCGCGGCGAGAACACGGUCUACGUCGCGCUGCAGCACAUGAAGAACCACGUGUGGCGCGAGAUCUGGCCGGCGAUGCCGAGCGACGCGAGGCAGUACUGGCGGCUGGUGACCAACCAGGUGAUGUCGCUGUUCGACGGCGGCGGCGGCGGGAUGAAGGACGCGGCAGGAGCCGCCGGCCGGGCGGCGGGCCGCGAGGCGGCGCGGGAGAGCGCGUCGCACGGACAGAGCGAGGCGGCGCAGCGGGCGGCGAGCGAGAGGGCGAGCGCCGAGGCGAGCCGGCGGACGAUGGCCGAGCUGCGCGAGGCGACGACGAAGCCGUGCACGAGGCAGCACCUCUUCCAGGUGGGAGAGUACCAGAUGCAGGACACGCAGCUGCUAGAGCCGUUUGAGGUGAACGUGGCCUUCAUCAUGAACGCCUACUUGUGCUUCGCGCGGCAGACCGGGCACGAGCUGCCGCCGCUGACGAUGGGCGACCUGUCCAUCGCCGCGGAUGUGCUGCUGCGGGGACUAGGCGGGGCGGGCGUGAUGACCGAGGGCGACUUCGAGGCCCUCAUCCGAAUGGAGAUGAUGCGCAUCGGGACGCUGGCGAUGGUGCGCCUGCUGCUGCGCUGCGGAAGCUUCAGGGCGUGCUACUCGAAGCUGAGCGAGGCGAGCGCGGCGGCGCUGCGUCGCAAGGUGGCUGAGCCGAGCGGGUUCGCCGGGCUCGAGCUGGAGGACACGGGCUACGAGACGCUGGCGGCGCUAGUUGCGGCGUGCCGAGCGGACGGCUGGGUGCUCGACAAGGCGGCCCUGGACCGGCCUCUGUUCCCCGGCGUCGACGAGGCGACGGGGUUCUUCUUGUUCACCGAGAGCUUCGACGUGCAGCGACUCUGCCGGCGCCUGAUCGAGACGGGGCGCCAGCUGGGCAUGGCCCGGCACAAGGUGGGCGCGUGGAGUCUGCGCAAAGACGCGUGCGAGCAGCCGGCGUCGGCGGGCCACGGCGCCGUCGCGGCGCGAGUGCUGGGCCACCGCCAGGUCAACUCCCGGACGAUGGAUCGGGUCUAUCGCGCAGACCUGCGCACGCGCGAUCUCGGCGCAUACUGGAUGCGGCGCGACGCGCUCGGGAGCGUGGAGCGCGCGCCGCUGACGUCGCUCUCGGCGUCGCGUGUGCCGGAGGUGGGCGGCGUGCGCGGCUUUGGCGACCUGCCGCGGGCGUGCCCGGAGCGGCAGGCGGCGCGGAGCGACGCGAAGGUGGCGGAGGCGUCGGAGGAGGUGGCGGGCGCACGACGCAAGCUGCAGCAGCGGCUCGGCGUCGCGCAGCUGCCGAGGUGCUUCAAGGCGAGCGCGCGUGCAGCUGGCGGCGGCGAGGAGGUGGACGAGUACGAGGCGGCGCAGCGCCGGCUCUUAAAUCGGAAGGGCGAGGCGGAGAGGGACGCGGUGGAGGCGCACCAGCUUUGGCUCUACAAGGAAGGGCAGGAGCGGCUGCGCGCCGCGCCGGCGCUUGUCGUCCGCAAGCGCCCCGAGGGGGCCGCCACACACUCAGAGCUGUACCCCGGGCUGGCCACCCUCGCCGCAUCUGAGCCGGAGCUCCAUGGCAAUGACGGCUUCUUCCUCGAGGCGGCAGACAGCGCCGACAGCGAUGGGGACGGCGCGACAGUAUGCACGAUGCUCCGCGCGCACCUUCGCCUCUUCCCAUGGCAGGCGCACGUCUGGGCCAGGCUGGGUGUGUGCCAGGCCGCCGAGGCGUGCGCCGACUUGGACGGCGAGCCCCUGCCCCUGACACGCCAGGCGGCCUUCGACCUGUACACGUCUGCGGCGGAGGAGCAGGGCCCGGCGCCGGCGCGUGCUUCCUGCGCCACGACGCCAGUCGAGCGGCGAGCACUCGAGAGGCUGCGCGAGAGCGAGGCUGCUCUCGAGCUGGCAGAGUGGCUGGGCGGAGCAGCCAGCGCCACCGCCGCGCGGGAGGCAGUGCUGUCCCUCCUCGCCCCGCCCCGUCUGUGUGCGACCGACGCCCAGGCGCUCGCCGACGGCGGCACUGCGCUGGUUCGCGCCGCGAUCGCUGCACUCGCGGACCCCGACCGACUGACCGCCCCCGGCGGCCCGUUCCGCAAGCUGUGCACUGUCCCAAAUCUGGUGGUGCGUGUCGAAGGGUCGGGGCCAAGUGCGACGUCGCUGCGGCUGGCCCUCGCGGGUCUGCGGGUCUGCGGCGUCGUGACGCUGGUGAGCGACCCUCCCAUGAGCGGAGCGGCGCUCGAGAGGCUGCAGGCUAGCGUGGACGCCGAGUUUGCAGUGGAGAGCGGCAGCUGCCGUGGCGACGGGGACGUGUGCCUGGCCGCUUCGGCAGAUUCGGUUACGGACCGGCUCGCACCUCGCGACCGCGGCCGCCUCGAGCUCAAGCUGCCGGCGCGGCCGCCGUUCGUGCUCGACGCUCCGAUCGGCGGCGGCCCCUCGGCGCUCCGACAGGUUGUCGGCUUGAUGCUGAGGCACCGGCACGUGGAGCUCGACACCUUUUCGGUGGUGCGCGCGUCGCCCGGCUCGGCCGACCAGGUGUGGCACAUGGACGUUGACGACCUCUUUCGAGACGAUGCAAACUUCCAUCGCGAUGCAGCCGGCGCCAACCUGCCUCCUGCGGGGCUGGUCGCGAUGGUGCCUCUCACCAGCCUUGAGCUCGGCAAUGGCAGCAACGGGCCGACCGAGUUCAUCCCUGGGUCGCACCUCCGCUAUUCUCUCGGCGGCGCCGGCGAGAGCGGCUUGUGGUGGCCGUCCGCGGUCGACCUCCUCAACGGGCGACCGGCGUCGCUGUCUGCCUCCUUGCUACAGCGCGGCGUGCGGGACCAGCGUGGAAGGCUCUCCACCCUGACCUUUGCCGCUCCUGCCGGCGCCACGGUCCUCUUUGACAUCCGGCUCGCGCACCGAGGCACCGCCAACCGCUCGCCCCGCCAUCGCGACGUGCUGUACCUGUCGGUCGCGCAGCGCUGGUUCGCGGACCGCGUCAAUUUCAACGAGCGGCAAACAGGCGCUUGGCACGCCCUCGACCCGGGUUUGCAGAGCCUGCUACGCCGCGUCGACCACGAGCAGUACGUGCACGACCUCGAGGCGGAGGUUGCCCAUCUGCGCGAGCUAUGCGGCGGCUCGCAGGCAGCCGUAUGA
Molecule: messenger RNA, 4098 nt
Organism: Emiliania huxleyi CCMP1516
Lineage: Eukaryota; Haptophyta; Isochrysidales; Noelaerhabdaceae
Exons: 6
Coding region: 1-4098 (1365 amino acids)
Source: RefSeq, a predicted model, not a curated record